ACGCGCCCUCUAGUGGCCAUGUGGUGAACUGACCAGUGUCUAAUUUGGUUUUUGAUCCUGCUUCAAAUAGGAAGUAUCCUCCCUAAAAGUAUCCUCCCUAAAAGGGAAAAAGUGGAGUGUGUGACUCCAGACAGCUGUUACAAACAUGAACAAAAGUGUGUCCUGUUGGUGGACAAAGAUGCUUUUAUGUCUUCCCUCUGGCAUUUUAACUUUUGGGACUGAAGGGGGAGAAAAAAGGAGGCGACAGUGUCUUUGAUGUCUUUUUUUCUAUGAAGUCCUCAGGACUUUUGGAAAAACUCUGUUAAAUCUAAAUGAAUGAAGGGAAUUGUGUGCAGAAGUGGAGCCGUGAAAACAGGCAGGAUGGAAUAAGGGGGGAGGGACGGACACACACGUACACACAGGCGCGCGCGCGCGCACCCACACACAUAGGCGAAAAAGAGGGGAGAGGGAGUUGGCACGAGCGCUUGUUGGAGGUCUGACAGGAAACUUCUCUCUGCUCUCAGCCUCCAUCGCACUUUACCUUCUGAACGUCGCCAAAUGGACCCUGUUGCUGUGAAGCCAUGGCUCUGUUGCUGUUUUAGCCGGUAGCUGAGGACGGAGUCCGGCAAAAAGAGGUCUGGACGGUUCGAAUCUGGAAGAACUUUGGACAUUAAUGACCUUCAUUUGGUUAUAACUCCCUUUGGAUCUAAUUAUGAGGACUUUACUCUACCUGCUCGCCUUUGCCUUUUUUCGGCUCUGUUCGGGUCUGGGGUAUGUGGAGUCCAGCAUACAGACAGGUCAGAGGGCGGCGAGCAGACACAGGAACUGGUGUGCUUAUGUAGUGACACGAACCGUUAGCUGUGUGAUGGAGGAUGGUGUGGAAACCUACAUCAAGCCGGACUACCAUCGCUGUACCUGGGGCCAGUGUCCUCGAGUAAUGUACCGCACAUAUAGGAGGCCAAGGUACAAGGUGGCUUACAAGAUGGUGACAGAAAUGGAGUGGAAGUGUUGCCAUGGUUACUCUGGGGAAGACUGUCAUAUUGGACCACAAGUGACACCUGACAGCCAAGGCAAUGGUGGGCAGCCUCAAGUCACGCAGACCAGCCACAACACAGGAGGUGGAAAGAUAGGUGGAGAAGAUAACUCGGAGAAGUUUCGCAAUCUGGAAGAAGCCAUCCGAGGUCUAACCAAAGACCUCCACAGUAUGCAGACCACCAUUAAUGGCAUUAAUCAAAGACUGUCUGACUUGACUGGAGUCGUUAUCCCUGCUGACUCAGCUCAGGGUCACAUGAAGGAAACCAUUCACAAUAUCCAUACAAAGCUGGACCACCUCUAUAACAGAACACAGGUUCACGAUCAGACUCUUCUUCACAUCAACAACCACUUGGUCAACGGACAGAGCAAUGAACUGGAUUCAACAUCUGGAAAAGACGGAGCAAUAUUAAACCACCACCUAACUACACUAAAAGAGGAAAUACUGACAGAGCUGGAGAGAAGGGUGUCUCUGUCCUGUUCUGCCUGCCAGGUGGGUGUGGAGGAUGUGAGACAACAGCAGAGGAAGGACAGGGAACGAAUCGAAGCACUGGAGAAGCUGAUCAACUCCAUUGACCAGCAGUUAAGACAAGUUUCCAGCAGGGAGAGCUCUUACCAGAUGUGCUGCAGCACAGUCACAGAAGUGGAAAAGAAGCUGACGGAUGUGGAAGUCAGAGUCACGUCUAUCGCAGACAAGUGCGACACAGUCAAAGGACUGCUGGAUAAAGAGCUCGCCGACACGGGUGGUGGGAAGGGGAUGGUGACAGAAGAGCGUUUCAACAGCCGGUUGAGAGAUCUUGAAAAAAGGGUUAAUAACACGAUGAGGAAGGCAGAACAGAGGUGUACAAACACUGGAACCAGUGUGAAGGACAUCAUCCAGAGAGAUCUCAUCCAGUUGCACAACACGAUAAACAGACGACUAGAUGAUUAUGGUCACAAGAUUGAAAAAACAGAACUGGAAGUGUCUGUUCUUGAAGACACAGUCAGAGACCACAGCCGCCGGAUAGGUCAGCUAGAGAAUAUUACAACGUUCCUUGACAGAAGGCUAACGUCAACCACAAGCAUAUGUAAUGAGACAUGUGGGCACAAUGGAAAAGUUUCAGCUGCUGAUAAUACCAUGAAAACAUUGCAAUGGAAGGUUGUGUCCAACCAAGAGGAAAUCCGAAAGUUUAACACCAAGCUGGACAAUUUAUUUGAGACAGGAGACUCACUUACGGAAAGAGUGUUCGACUUAGAGAACGAUAUCAAAAGAGUAACGGCCAUAACGGGAGACAACGGUGAACGCUUUAACCGCAUCGUCACCGAGGUUGAAACAUUGAGCCGAGAUCUCCAGGAGUGCUCCAUUUGCACCAGUGUAAGGCAGGACCUGCUCUUCUUCAAAAACACCACCACCAGGGCCUUGAACAACUGCCUGCUUGACAUCACAGACUUGCAGAGAAAGGUUAACUCCAGAGAAGACACCUGCUCUCAGGUUUGCUCCAACCUUCAGGAGGAGGUCGGGCGACUAAAAGAGGAAGUAGAGAAAUGUACGGGACAGUGCAAGACUAACAUGGAUGAUCUGAAAAACCGUCUGGAUGGUCACACCUUCCACAAUGGAAGAUUGGGAGGAGAACUCAAAUCCAUUCAAGGAGAUCUAGCUAAUGUUUUUUCUACAUUCAACUCCAUCAAUAGUACACUGAAGGGCUUAGGAAGGACAGUGAAGACUCAUGGGAAGACACUGACGGAUCUGACCAAUUCAAAAGACCGCAUUAGCUCUGAGGUGACAAACCUGCAAGAGAAGCUGACAGAGCACAUCGAUGAGUCAAAGAUUCAUUUUGUGGGCCUCGGCAAGGAGAUCCAAUUGAUAAGGAGCAACUACAUCACAGAGGUGGAGGGGUGUCGGCAGUCCAGCGAGGGUGUGGACCGAAGACUCUCCGAGUUGGAGGGAGUCUGUGGACGCUUGGACUCCUUCUCCGACAGUCUGGAUAGGAUCAAGGACGGCCUGAACAGACACGUGACUGGCCUAUGGAGCUGCGUUGAUGGACUCAAUGUCACAGUGACGUCUCACGGAGUUAUGAUUGACAAUAUACAGAACGUCCAACUGGAGAAUGUCCACUCCAAGAUACACAGUCUGAACUCCUCUGUGUUGGAUUUGGGAAGACAGUUCCGCGUUUUCACAGCACAGGAUUUUACGGGUACACGUGGUCCACCUGGGCUACGUGGAGAGAAAGGUGACCGUGGCCCUCAAGGGCGUAUUGGACCCCCAGGAGUAGUAGGACUUCCAGGUUCAAGAGGCCCACAAGGACCCCCAGGCCUCAGAGGAGAACAGGGACCUGCAGGGUCUGACGCCCAUGUGCCACGCCUUUCUUUCUCUGCCGCACUGACUCGCCCCAUGAGAGCUUCAGGGACCAUCAAGUUCAACGAUGUCUUUGUAAACGAGAAACAGUCCUACAAUCCCCAAACAGGUUUGUUCACGGCUCCUGUGCCCGGGAGGUACUUUUUCAGCGGCAUCCUGACGGGCCAUAAAAACAUGAAAAUUGAGGCCGUCCUGUCCAAAUCCAACGUCGGAGUUGCUCGAGUGGACUCUGCAGGAUAUCAGCCCGAAGGCCUGGAGAAGCCCAUGGCGGAGACCAAACACAUCCCCGGAGCUCUGGCCGUCUUUAAUAUCAUUCUGCCGAUGGAGGCUGGAGACACGGUGUGCAUUGACCUUGUAACUGGCAACUUGGCGUACUCAUCUGAACCUUUGACCAUCUUUAGCGGGAUGCUGCUGUAUGAGACCAAUUGACUGGAUGUGGCAUCUCAGCUUUUCCCCUAAACUCUUGUUUUUCCUAUUUUUUUUUUACUUUUUUGUUGUUGGGCCCAUUUUAUGCUAUAAACCUAAACCUCUCAUCAGUUACACCUUUAACUUCCAGCCUCACCUGUGUAAGAGUAAAAAAAGAACUAAGAAAAGACUUUAUUUUAUGGGCACUACACAUUUUUUCCUAUUCAUUUGAACUCACAGCUCCAUCCCAAAUACAAACAAAUUCUAAAAUAAAACAAAGUGCCAACUGUCUGAGAAAAAUGCAGAAGGGAUAGAGUCCAAACCACUAGUUUUUUGGAAAGAAGUACACUGAUGAAGUCACUGACAGUUGGGCUGAAAAACUUGAACAAUAAAACCAUUUUUGGACAUUAGCUAUGACCACAAACAAGAGGGAAGAAUGAGGAAUUUGCCUGUGUCCUUAUAAGGGACACCUAAAGACAGCAGAGGAAUAAGACGGGGCAGCUGUUGCUAUCAAGCUGUCGUGCAAAAGAAAUUUUUGAAGACCCACUGCCAUCAUCUUUUGAGCUACCGUAUUUUCUCCACUCUAAGGCGCAUUUAAAAGCCUUCAAAAAAUGACAGAGCGCCUUAUAUAAUCUGGAGCGCCUUAUAGAAGAAUUGAAUCUGGUUAUGCUUACUGACGUCAAAGUUAUUUAGAAAGCAACACAGAGGAACUUUUCUUACAAGUUCCAAUCAUGUUUGGGUGAUAUUGUGAAGAUGCUAAUGUGGCUAAUGUUUUCUUGGACAUAGUUUCUGCAGAGCUACAGUAGUUCAUUAGAAAUUCACCUCUAAAUUGUGGGCGGGACCGUUGCUAAGAGCAACAUGGGUUUGAGGCACGCCCAGCGUAUUUUCUACUUCACAAAUAAGCCCUUUUUCAAACUCCCUUUUUUCUUCUGUAAAUUACUUUUAAUUUUCUUUAUAUAUGUCGUCCAUCGUCAGAAGAAUGCUGCAAGAACAUUUUAAAGACACCUAAAACACAAUUUUCAUUCAAGUGUGUCUUUCAAGAAAGCGAACAGUCAUACUGAAGCUAAACGCUCUCGAUAUAUGAGUAUUAUUUUUUUGAUAGAUGGUCGUCAAUGGAUUUCUUAAGAAAGCUUCACAUAAUAUUUUAUUUUAUUUACGUGCAGCAUCACAGAGUGUUUAAAUCACUACAAGGGUGUUAUUGGUGUUCAGGUCAACUGUAAAUUUUUCCUUGCAAGACAGAUGUGUUUUUUUAUAACAAUGUCAGAUUGUAAAUAUUUGUCAGUGUUUUUUUUUUUUUUGCUCUUAUAAGAUUUUUAUAUAUAAAUGAACACAUCACCUUGUCUGGUACUGUAUAUGUUUUUAAUGUUUUUUUCUGGUUUUUGUAUCAAAUACAGAUACCCAGUUUUACACAAA
This is a messenger RNA of Oryzias latipes (Japanese medaka), 5164 nucleotides long. RefSeq names its product elastin microfibril interfacer 1a (gene emilin1a). NCBI's taxonomy places the organism in Eukaryota, Metazoa, Chordata, Actinopteri, Beloniformes, Adrianichthyidae. The record is from RefSeq and is a predicted model, not a curated record. Gene Ontology annotation, molecular function: protein binding.